AUGAUGCUAACCUUCUUCGUCUUUCCAUCCCCCAAAGUGUCUGAUACCGUGGUGGAGCCUUACAAUGCAACACUCUCAAUACACCAGCUUGUGGAGAAUGCUGAUGUGUGUAUGGUGCUUGACAAUGAAGCAUUAUACGAUAUAUGCUUCAGAACACUCAAGCUAACAACUCCUAGCUGCUAUGAAUAUUUGAUGGGACUGAUAAUUUUUACGCCUAUAGCUGUAUUGUCAUGGUUCCUAUUUGUUUCUGAGUUCCAAACAAGGUUGCUGUUCAACCAAGCAUUCAGUAGAGGUCUGCAAAUCUCGAUGAUUCUGGCCGGGAAGAAAGAUCGUGGCCAAAAUAUGGGAGACCUAUUGAGCAAUUGA
Molecule: messenger RNA, 366 nt
Organism: Amaranthus tricolor (Joseph's coat)
Lineage: Eukaryota; Viridiplantae; Streptophyta; Magnoliopsida; Caryophyllales; Amaranthaceae
Product: tubulin beta-2 chain-like
Exons: 2
Coding region: 1-366 (121 amino acids)
Biological process (GO): mitotic cell cycle; microtubule cytoskeleton organization
Cellular component (GO): cytoplasm; microtubule
Molecular function (GO): structural constituent of cytoskeleton; GTP binding
Source: RefSeq, a predicted model, not a curated record